AUGAAUGUGGCAUUGGUCCGUGCCGUAUGCCGGCCCGUCCGCGUCAACCCGACCGAGAGCCUCGGCGUCUGCGGUGGACACUGGCAUGAGAUCGACGGUGCGGAGAAGGCCACGUGCCUCGCGUUCAACCCAUGGGGCACGCUGCUCAGUGUCGGCGAGAAGGAGGGGUUGGUGAUCCUGUGGGAUUUUUCGUCGAUCCCCAACAUCAUCCGCGAACUCGGUCCGAAGACGGUGUCGUCGUCCAUUCCCGAUAUCAAGCAAGCGACAUCGUGUGCAUGGUCACCGGACGGACGCAUCCUUGCCGUCGCGUGCGAGCUCAAAGCCGCGUCGGGAUCAGCUCGGAAAGGCACGUUGUUGCUGUGGGAAGUGGCGACGUCGACGCUCAUCGCGGCCGUGGCAUGCGAUUCCGUGGCGACCCACGUCGUAUUCCCUCCGCUGUCCAUCCAGUCCCCUCUUUGGACUUUUUUCAACGUUGUUGGCUUGGCGCUCAUUCGAAAGGGCGCAAACAGCUACAUGUCGACGUCCAUGUCUUCCAUUCGGUCCGCACGACCGUAG
Messenger RNA from Aphanomyces astaci, 555 nucleotides. RefSeq lists its product as hypothetical. The coding region runs from base 1 to 555 and encodes 184 amino acids. NCBI's taxonomy places the organism in Eukaryota, Oomycota, Saprolegniomycetes, Saprolegniales, Verrucalvaceae. Gene Ontology annotation, cellular component: Set1C/COMPASS complex. Gene Ontology annotation, molecular function: protein binding. The record is from RefSeq and is a predicted model, not a curated record. The transcript has 2 exons.